Paraglomus occultum is the source of this 237-nucleotide messenger RNA. The record is from the annotation of a GenBank genome assembly. Lineage: Eukaryota; Fungi; Glomeromycota; Glomeromycetes; Paraglomerales; Paraglomeraceae.
AAGAGAAAGAGGGUCAAUCAAUCCUGGCUGGUCUGGUCUUCCUCCAUACAAGCAAGUAAUAAGGCGACACUUAUGAUGAAUGAUGCCGUUAAAAUACCGAUACGAGAUACUCAAGCUAUAUCAUCAAACGCCGAUCUCGUAGCGGGUCGGGCGUGGCCUCGAUACGAAAGAGGAGCAAUCAAUCCCGGCUGGUCUGGUCUCCCUCGAUACAAGCAAGUAAUAAGGCGACACUUAUGA